GGUGUGUAAAAGAUGGAAACGUCUUGUUAAAGACCAAAGGCUCUGGAGACUUGUCGACCUGACUGCAUGGAAAGGGGUGACGUCCCGUAUCCUCUGGCUCCUGCUGCGUCAGUACCUGGGUUGUGGUCUAAGGUGUCUGCGUUUGCGUGGCUUGCUUCUUUCCGCUCGAGGAGGCUCCUUCCUGUCUGAGUCCUGGCUCAGAUCUUUGUCCUCAAAGUGUCCUCGCCUCAGUCAGCUCUACCUGCUGCAUGCGGACCUGAGAAGUCUGUCCAGCUGUCAGAUCCUCCCUCUGUCUCUGCGGGUUCUGGAGCUGCGGGGGUGUGAGUUACCGAGGGAGUUCUUCAUCCAGAGUCCUGAACCAGCUGAUCCGUCUCAGGCCUCUUCUAGUGUGAGGGGGGGCGCCUCUGGCUCAGGGAUUGCUGUUGAGAGGUUAGUCCUCAACAACGUGCCUUCUUUCACAGACCAGCACCUGCAGAGUCUGACGUCCUGGGAGCGGCUGAGCCGGCUGGAGCUGAAAGACACCUUCCGUGUGACGGCUAACGGGCUCAGGAGCUGCGCCGCCAAGGACGGGGUCUGUGGCGUGGAGGGGCUUUCUGGACUCAAGUUUCUGGAGAUAGGGAUCACAGGGCGACAGGGCUACCAGUUACAGAUGGCCUCCCUCGGGCUGGGGGCGGGAUGGCUCGGCCUGGAGGAGCUGAGUCUGGGGGGUAAGGAGGUGGGUCCAGGUCUGCUGUGUGCCAGCCGUCUGAAAGACCUGAAGAGUCUUUGUCUGUGGGCGUGCACGCUCAGCGAGAUGCAGAUCGUACGCAGCUGCAGGAUGCUCCGCGGGCUCCGCCGCCUGGAGUUUUUAGACGUGGUCUUCCAGCCUCGUCAGUGUCCACCGGCAGAGGAAGGGGAGGGGGGAGGGGGUGCAGAGGAGCCGGAGAGGGAGGAGGCUGCAGGGCGAGAUAACGAGGAGAACGAGACACUAGACCUGAACAAUCCUAUUCCAAGUUUACGUCGCUCCCUGGCUGUCCUGCUGCCGUCCUGCAUUCUAGUUUUCACUGAAUGUUCAGUCCAGAUCAGUACAGACUGAAUGUUCAGUCCAGAUCAGUCCAGACUGAAUGUUCAGUCCAGAUCAGUCCAGAUCAGUCCAGACUGAAUGUUCACUCCAGAUCAGUCCAGAUCAGUACAGACUGAAUGUUCAGUCCAGAUCAGUACAGACUGAAUGUUCACUCCAGAUCAGUCCAGAUCAGUACA
Molecule: messenger RNA, 1239 nt
Organism: Labrus bergylta (ballan wrasse)
Lineage: Eukaryota; Metazoa; Chordata; Actinopteri; Labriformes; Labridae
Product: F-box/LRR-repeat protein 12
Molecular function (GO): protein binding
Source: RefSeq, a predicted model, not a curated record